Xyrauchen texanus (razorback sucker) is the source of this 2882-nucleotide messenger RNA. RefSeq names its product ABC-type oligopeptide transporter ABCB9-like. NCBI's taxonomy places the organism in Eukaryota, Metazoa, Chordata, Actinopteri, Cypriniformes, Catostomidae. Gene Ontology annotation, biological process: transmembrane transport. The record is from RefSeq and is a predicted model, not a curated record. Gene Ontology annotation, molecular function: ATPase-coupled transmembrane transporter activity; ATP binding; ATP hydrolysis activity. The annotation marks the transcript as partial. Gene Ontology annotation, cellular component: membrane. The transcript has 6 exons.
AACUUCCUUCACCUUCACCAGUUCAUUACAGUGGGCUUGAAGGUAGCAAUGGUGUUUCAAGGACGUAAUCUCAUCUCCUCUGGGCAGCUAAGCAGCGGCAGCCUCCUUGCAUUUGUGUUUUACCAGAAGGACAUGGUGACCAACAUGAGGCAUCUUGUAUAUAUCUAUGGAGAUAUGCUGAACACUGUGGGCUCAGCAGUGAAGGUGUUCCAGCUGCUUGACAGGAAGCCACAGAUGAGAGAACCAGGGGAUCUGGCCCCAGAGAAGCUCAAGGGAAGACUGACAUUUGAGAAGGUCACCUUUUCGUACCACUCCCGCCCUGAUGAAAAAGCACUUAAGUCUGUGACUUUGGAAUUGAGUCCAGGGAAGGUGACAGCAUUGAUAGGACCAUCUGGUGGUGGGAAGAGUUCUUGCGUCUGCUUGCUACAGAGGUUCUAUGAUCCACAGGAAGGUGAGGUGUUCCUGGAUGGAGAACCACUGUACCAAUACCAACAUCAAUACUUGCACCAAAAGGUGGCGAUGGUAGCUCAGAAACCGGUGCUUUUUUCUGGCUCUGUCAGACAUAAUAUUGAGUAUGGUUUGCAAGACUGCACUAUCGAAAGAGUUAAACAGGCUGCUCAGAAAGCCAAUGCACAUGACUUCAUAUGCAAUUUGGAACAGGGAUAUGACACAGACGUUGGUGAAUGUGGUGACCAGCUGUCUGCUGGGCAGAGGCAGUGUAUUGCUAUAGCCAGAGCUCUGAUAAGAAACCCCCAGAUCCUCAUUUUAGAUGAGGCCACCAGUGAUGCUGACUACAGCACACAAAAAGCAGUACAAGAUCUGCUCAACAGAACAGAUCAGACAGUGCUGGUUAUAGCUCAUCGUUUGGAGACGGUAGAGAAAGCAGAUCACAUUAUCUUCAUGGAGGGAGGGGAGGUUGUGGAGCAAGGAACUCACCAGCAGCUCAUGGCAAAAGAGGGAAGAUACUAUCGACUAAAGGAAAAACAUUUCACAGGACCUACAAACUAAUGAAAUAUUGGAUCUCCAACAUAUAGAUGUUUAUAUUGAUAUAUGAAUAUUUCAUAUUUCAAGUACCAUAUACUUUAUACAUAAAUGUAACUAAAACUGUCAACAGAUUUAAAGGGGUCAUGACAUGAGUAAUCAAAUUUUCCUUGAUAUUUUAGAAUAUCAGAAUUCACUGUACUAUAAAAAGAGCAGAGUCAAUCAUAUCAGUUAGCGUUUACUGUCAAGUCUUAAAGGAUAAGCAGCACCAAAACCAUGCAUUUCUGACAGAGGGUAAGUAUGCGGGUGGAAAUGUAUUAUGCUUUACAAAGCUUUGUGCAAAAACUUUACUAAUAUUAUGAGUGAACUUGAAGAAACAUAUUCAAAUAAUUAAAAAAGGGCUGCCAUGACCCCUUUAAAUCCAUAUAGAUUUAACUAUUACUACAAAUACAUUGUGAAUAAACAUUUGGAAUUAAAGGAAUAGUUCACCCAAAGAAUUUAUAUUCUUUGAUCAUUUACUCUCCCUUAUGCCAUACCAGAUGUGUGAGACUUUCAACUGCUGAACUCCAAUGAAACUUUUUAGAAUAUUGCUGCUCUUCUGGUCCAUACAAUGAAAGUGAAUGCAAAAUUUUGACUUUUAUUAGGGGUGGCUGUGGCUCAGGUGGUAGAACGGGUUGGCCGCAGGGUUGGUGGUUCGAAUCCUGGCCCACAUGAGUCCACAUGCCAAAGUGUCCUUCGACAAGACACUGAACCCCAAGUUGCUCCCAAUGGCAGGCUAGCACCCUGCAUGGCAGCUCUGCCAUCAAUGGUGUGUGAAUGAGACGCAGUGUAAAGCACUUUGAAUACCGGCUAAGGUUAAAAAGGUGCUAUAUAAGUGCAGACCAUUUAGCAUUAAAAUAACUUGAGUGGUUAAAACAAUGUUAUUAGAGGUGAUAUGAUAGGUUUGAGUGAGAAACAGAUCAAUAUUUAAGACCUUUUUUUUUUUUUUUUACUAUAAAGUCUCCUCCCUGCUAAGUCAAUCUCUACUUUUAUAUUCUUCUUGUGUUUUUGGUGAUUUGCAUUCUUCAUACAUAUCACCCCCUACUGGGCAGGCCAGAGAAAAUUUCUAGCAAAAAAGGACUUUAAUAUUGAUCGGUUUCUCACACAAACAUAUCAUAUCACUUCUGAAGUUAUGGAUUAAAACACUGGAGUCGUAUGGGUUACUAUUGUGAUGCCUCUGUGUUUUUUGGAGCAUCAAACUUUUGGCACCCAUUCACUUGUAUUGUGUGGACCUACAGAGCUGAGAUUUUCUUCUAAAAAUCAUUGUUUGUGUUCAGCAAAAGAAAGUCUACAGAUCUGAGAUGGCAUGAGGGUGAUGAGAGAAGAUUCAUUUUUGGGUGAACUAGCCCUUUAAUAUACUGUAGUAUGAGUUUCCUGAAGAGAAUGGGCUUGUGAAUCGUAUUUUUUUUUUCUUUACUUUUUUUAUCUGUUCAUAUAGACAGUAUUUUAUUGAUAAUGGAAAAGAUAAUGAAUGGGACACUUAAAGGAAAGCAUUAGCAGUACAUACUAAAAGUAAAACAGUAUCAAAACAACAAUUACAGUAUAUAAAAAUGUAUAAAAUACAUAAAUUGUAUGUGGAGUGUAACUCAAUCAGAGAAUGACCAGUGGGUUUGCCCUCAACUGCAGAAAGAUGCGAAACAGAAUCUUAUUCGUCUUCAUUGUGCCACCAAGAGCUCCUUGAUUUUUAGCAUCCUGAAGAUCUUUAUAAAGAGACUGAUAAAAUAAUAAUAAUAAAAAAUAAAUAUGUUAGACACUUAAUGUUGUACAUAUUUGGUUUAUGUAAAUGUAUCUGAUUCCUGACCUGUCAACGAAUAUUAAUUACAGACUAAGACUUUUCUGCCAAUGAUGAGAGGAACAAGCAA